CAUUCCUUCGUUUGUACCUAGUCUCUCAUUUUGAAUCUGUAUGAACUGCAUCCGUCCCUUUCAUUUCUGUUGAAGUUUCUGCGUGUCUGAAUGCACCACAUCCAAUUCACACCGGCGUCAUAAUCAUAGCCCAUGGCUGACGGAUAUCCUCGGCCUGCCGGCGAAUCCAACGCCUUCCACAGCUGCCGGAACCGAUCACAGACUGCAAGCAUUCUGCCCACAGCUACGCCGCCUAGGAAGCGGGCAUCAUCAUUCUAUACUGUUAGAGGGCCAGAGAUUGUUGACGAUUCGAUCCCUGAUCCAUUCUACCUGGAGCAUACUCCAGGAGGCGCCUCUCCCUGGGGCAAUCGUCGACCGGGUAGUCGCGAUGUGAGAGGCAGUGAAGAAGGUAACCCGUAUUCAAUGAUAUCCUCGGUGUAUUCCAAAGACAUUCCCUUUGCUGUCACUGCACGCGGUGAAUCUGCGAGAUUGCGAUCCAACAACAACCGAUCCACCUUGUCUGUGGUCGAGCUAGAACAUCAACUCGGUCUUCAGCAAGUUUCGUCAGCCCGUCCCUGGGGAACAGCCUCUGGGCAUCACGACCACAGUUCGUUCAGCUCAGUGCAGACCGAAGCUACACCAGACUUGACACCAAGCAGCUCCUUCUCAUCCAAUUACUCUGCUCCCAUUUAUCCUGACAACUCCCUCCCCGCGGUAGAGUCUCUGCCAGUGCACGCCCCUCCUAUCCCGCCCAGUCCUAGACACAACGUAUAUCCUUGUUCAUCCACUCCUUUGAAUCAGUCGCAGGUAACUUUGUGUACACAGCCCUCCACGCCUGUACGACAAGGACGACCGCAUACAGCGACGCCUAACGCGUCGUCAGAUACCCUGGUCAUGCACCAAGGAGACAGUCACGAUCCUCCCUCCCAUCGUGGGAAGCCAUUGCCAUCUUUACCGAAUGGAGCCCGGAAUGGCAUUGCCCAUAGCGGCAGGAAGGGGCCCCCUCCCCCAAUCCGGCCUCCUAUUGCUCCGUCAAUGAUCUCUCCCCCGUCUCGCAUUAACCCCGUGACUAUGGAGCCACACGCCACUCAUUUUGAGAAAGCAAUGUUCAUACCUUCAAAUGAUUGUCCGAGUCCUGUGCCUAGUCCCAGUCCAGGAUCACCCUUGCUUGAACGCUAUCCCACAGCCAGCUCAGCGCGUGAACGUCCAUCCACCUCAGCGUCACGACCAGCGUACUGCGAACAGUCAGUCUGGGAAUCCGACUCGGACACCGAGUCGGUCGAUCCCAAGUCGCUGUCCAAGAAGCCAAUGGACAAGUUGAAGAAGGUUCGCAGUCGAGUGCAUCUAAGGGUAGCCAAGUCGGCGCCAAAGCUUCAACCUCCGCAGACACCCAACAGUCAGCACAGCAAUCAUUUGGAGAAGUUCUCUUCCAUGCCCGAUCAGCCCCCAGAGGAUCUCUGCCCGUCUCCCGCGCGGAAAACCGUCAAGGCGCGGUCACGAGAGGCUUUGCGGCCAGCGGCUGAGACAUUGCGACUGGUUGCCCCAUCCACGACUUCUCUAGUACCACCGCAGUCCAGACGCGGCAGCGGUCAAGCGCGCACCAUCGACAUUGACCGAACAACUGCAGCUGCAAUGCAAGCAAAGUCACGCCGCCGACCCCGGUCUGACUCGAAGAAGUCGCUUUCCCCGGAGCGUGAAAAAGUGUGCACCCUCUGUCGCGAAGAGCGAUCCGACAAGGCCAUCCUCUCCCUGGCACGACCCCCACUCUAUAAACGGGUAUGGGAGUCAUUGCGUGUGCUGGGCUGUCAUGGCGACAUUACACCUCCCCGGUCCCGCAGACCCAUGUAGUUAUUCCCGAUCCUUUUCAUUUUCUCAUUCCUGUUCGAAAACCAAAAGUCCUAUACGGCGUUAAAUGAUGUACGGCUAUUUGCUACGAUCUACCAAAAACCACCCUUACGGCCCUGUCCGACGAUACUGAAUGGAUCGCCAUGAUUGAUCUAAUGUUUAUGAC
Molecule: messenger RNA, 1990 nt
Organism: Aspergillus vadensis CBS 113365
Lineage: Eukaryota; Fungi; Ascomycota; Eurotiomycetes; Eurotiales; Aspergillaceae
Exons: 1
Coding region: 133-1827 (564 amino acids)
Source: RefSeq, a predicted model, not a curated record